AUGACACAAGACGAUAAAGAUUUAGAUAUAUUUAAUUCAUUAACUCAAACUACCCAAGAUUCAUCGUUUUCUGACAAUGAUGAAAAAUCAUUCAUCUCUAAGCAAAUACAAGCAAACAAUAGAAAAAAGAAAAAAUCCGGUGGUUUCCAGUCAAUGGGAUUAAGUUACCCUAUAUAUAAAGCUGUAUUGAAAAAAGGAUUCAAAGUUCCAACUCCUAUACAACGCAAAACAAUUCCUUUAAUAAUGGAAGGUAACGAUGUUGUUGGUAUGGCUCGAACUGGAUCUGGGAAAACUGCUGCCUUUUUAAUUCCAAUGUUAGAAAAAUUGAAGAUACAUUCUGCAAAGCUUGCAUUACAAACACAAAAGGUCUGUAAAGAGCUUGCAAAAUACACUGAUAUUAGGGCAUGUAUUCUGGUUGGAGGUGAUAACCUGGAGGAUCAAUUUUCAAUGAUUCUCGGGAACCCUGAUGUUAUUAUUGCCACUCCAGGUCGUUUACUUCAUUUAAUUGUGGAAAUGAAUUUAGAACUUGGUGCAGUUGAAUAUAUAGUUUUUGAUGAAGCUGAUAGAUUAUUUGAAAUGGGUUUUUCUGUUCAACUACAUGAGAUUUUACAUAGGUUACCACAUACACGUCAAACAUUACUUUUCUCUGCUACUUUACCGAAAUCACUGGUAGAGUUUGCAAGAGCAGGUCUUCAAGAUCCUACUUUAGUAAGACUGGAUACUGAUACCAAGAUUAGCAGUGAUUUAGAGAUGGCAUUCUUUUCAGUAAAACAGAUAGAAAAAGAAGCAGCAUUAUUGUAUACAUUACAUGAGAUAAUUAAAGUACCAACUGAAUCCAUAUUUAAUAUAAAAAAUAAUGAUAAUAGUAAUCUGAAAAAAAAAUCAAAUAAACAAAAAAAUCAAGAAUCAAAAUCCGCAUCAAAGGAAUUACUAUUGUCAUCAUCACAUCAAACAAUAAUUUUUGUUUCAACAAAACAUCAUGUUGAAUACAUUUCGAAUCUUUUAAUUUCAGCUGGAUUCAAAACUUCAUAUAUUUAUGGUUCGCUUGAUCAAACAGCUCGAAAAAUUCAAAUAAGUAAUUUUCGUAAUGGCCAAACCAAUCUAUUAGUGGUGACUGAUGUUGCGGCCAGGGGAAUUGAUAUCCCAAUCAUAGAAAAUGUGAUCAAUUAUGAUUUUAUUAAUAGUAGUAAAGUAUUUAUUCACAGAGUCGGAAGAACUGCUAGAGCUGGCAGAAGUGGAUGGGCAUAUUCAUUAAUUACCCAUGAUGAAGUAUUUGCAGAUUAA
Molecule: messenger RNA, 1284 nt
Organism: Entrophospora candida
Lineage: Eukaryota; Fungi; Glomeromycota; Glomeromycetes; Entrophosporales; Entrophosporaceae
Source: the annotation of a GenBank genome assembly